Porites evermanni is the source of this 4582-nucleotide messenger RNA. The record is from the annotation of a GenBank genome assembly. NCBI's taxonomy places the organism in Eukaryota, Metazoa, Cnidaria, Anthozoa, Scleractinia, Poritidae.
GCUGGAGACCAUUCCCACAUCCCAGCUGAUGAAGAGAGUGUCAAGAAACUUGUACAAGAAGAGCUGCGAAAAGAAAGCUUUACAGCUGUGGUUAUAACUGGAAUCAAACAGGACCACAUUGCUUAUAUGAAGGCGCAUUUCAAGCACUGGUGUCGUCAACUAGCGUACGACAGAUUCUAAAUUAUUACACCAGCAAUAAUACUCUAGUAACAAAGGAAUGUAGCCUUAGCUUGUUCAUGUUGGUAGUCUCUCAACUCUCUUUGAACAUAAUAUUUCUGACAAAAAUUGCCAUGAGUCAUCUGACAUUUGAUAACCAUCAGCAAGACUGUCGGUAAGGGCUGGGACCUAAAAUUUUCCCCCAGCUGCUGCAAGUGGCAGGGGGUCUCCCAUAUAAAAGUAGCAAUAAGGAUGCUUGUCAUCUUUCUUUGGGGUGUAAAUUGCAGAUUUUGGCCUCAUUAAGGGUGUUUGGGAUGGAAAGUUGCUAUUGAAAAUUAUUUGCCCAUUCAGGUAUUACUUAGUACUGUGCAUAAAGUAAUUUACAAAAAAUGCUGUGACACUGACCACACAGAAAUCUCUUUUAGGGAUCAGUUUAAGCUUGAGCCACACCCACAUUGGUCUUCCUUAGGGGUUUAAUUUGAAUUUUCUGAUGUUGAAUUCCCUGUCUACAAACUGCACAUUCCUUAUUAGGGUUGAGUGCACUAUAGAUUAAUUUUUGAACAUUGCACAAAAUGCAGUGAUUUUGUUACCUCUGUCCUGCCUCCUGGACCGAUAAAAAUCCCCAAAGAUGCAAAAUAAUUUAUUCAUAGCCAUGCAUCCCGUAGUACGCAAUGUUUGAUUGAUCAUUCUGAACAUGUGUAUUAUUUCGUAGGAAUAUCCAGCCUGUUAAUGCAAUUUCGGUGGUAGUUAUUAUGGAUGUUGUUUAAUGAUACAUAUUUCUUUUUGCCUUUGUUGUCAGGGUGCAAAGAAAGUCAUUGUUACAUUGUUUACUAGCCCAAACAUCUUUUCAACUAGCCCCAAAAAUGUUUUUGAUGAGCAGAAUUGAUUUCACAGUCCUUUUUUUUUUUGGAAUUCCACAAAAAACUUCACUUGCCUGUAGGGCAAGUUAAGAACAGAAUUUACUAGCCCGAUAGUAAAAUCCACUAGCCCCGGGCUAUCGGACACUACUUUCUUUGCAUGCUGGUUGUGCAUUAAAAUAGAAGGACUAAAAAUUAUUUUAAUUUUAGUUUACUGUGAUACAGAUUUUUGUAGUCUGUCUUCAGAUUGACUGUCUGAUUACAAAAAGGCCCAAGCAUUUUCAAUUUCUGACUUCAAUUUUUUUCAACUGGGACUCAUUGGUUCUGGAUUGGGACUAGCGAUUUUUCACAAGAUGAGUCCCAGGAUCACCAUAAGUUUUUUUAACUAUUUGUAAAAAGAUCACUGCAUUGUUAAACUACAGGUAAAAUAGCUAGCACAGUACUAGAAACAAACACUGCCCUGCUCAGUAGUUUUUAUUAACUAGACACAUUUAAAAACUCAUUCUCUGACUCCAUACAGCUGUAGUUGACUCAUUUUUAAAUGUGUUCGAUUCUCUUUGGCAGACAUAUUUACCAUUACUAUAUUCAUGGACCACGUGGAAAUGAUGAACCUGUAGGAAGAGGAACUACUGCAAGUCCUUUCAGAAACAUUGACAUACAGGUAGGUUUAUCUUCAAUAAUUUUAUUAUUCCUGAUGAAUUCCUCUUUUAUUGCCGUGUAGUCCCUUGGAAGGGGCAAACUGCCAGAACUGGUUGGCUGGACUGCUCAUUUUGAAAAGGAAAUAAUAAUUAUACUCUUUUGCUUGAGCAAAAACCCAUUACUUUAGGAUUACAAUGUAUUUUGUGUAAAUUAACCUGGCUGGCACUUAACUGUGUCCAGAAAUGCCAUAAUGGCAAAAAUGGCGAAAAUGGUGAAUCUGGUGCAAAAUUGCCCCAGGCCUUGCCAAAAUUUAAAUGUGAUUACUAGAGACAAAGUAUCUAUCUGUUGGGGAGCAAGGUUGGCGCAGUGGUGAGAGCACUCGCCUCUCACCAAUGUGGCCAGGGUUCAAAUCCCGGCAUCAACACCAUAUGUGGGUUGAGUUUGUUGUCGGUUCUCUCCCUUGCUCUGAGAGGUUUUUCUCUGGAUACUCCGGUUUUCCCCUCUCCUCAAAAACCAACAUUUCCAAAUUCCAAUUCCACCAGGAAUUAGGUAGAUGAAGAACCACUAUAUGGAUGUGCUACCUGCAAAUCGUUAUUUAUUUUAUUUAUUUAUUUAUUUAUUUACCAGCAACAUCAUCAUCAUCAUCAUCAAUCUUUACAUGAAAUUGUAUCACUUUUAAAUGGUCUUUGUGUAUAAAAUUAGACUAAAAUUUACCCUACUCAUAUUAUAAUAAUAGUUAAAAUCAGUCAUGGUGUAUGAAGGUAAUGUUUCCCAUGAAAUUAAGUUUUAAAAACUUUACAUUUAAUUUUAAGCUAAGCAGGUUUCUUAUCCGUCAGGGAAUCUUUUCCCACAGAACAUCAUUAUGGAUGAGCGUGGGAGUGUUGUCCUUUAAAAAGCAGGGUUUUUUUAUUCCUUCAGGUGGUUCUUUUUGAGAAAGGUAAACAACCUAAGAGAACAGAACUAAGGGAUAUUAAUGACGACAUGCAGACUCAGUAUAUCAGGACAGCUGCUUCCGUGUUUGAGUUCCGUGCCAAGGCUGAGAACGGUGGCGUUGUGGAGGGUGUUCUUCGUUACCAUCCUUUCCUCUAUGAUCGAGAAACUUACCCAACACUUGAUGGAGAAAUUCCAGGUAAAAAGCAUGCGACAGUUUCUCUCUCCUAGUGACCCCCCUUGUGGAUUGGUAUAAGAUUUGGCAACACUUCCCACCAGCUACCCCUUCCACUAACAUUUUGCCCUUAGUAAGAAGCUGGUGCUACAAGAUUGGGUUAGGGGAGGUGUAGGUGGGUUAAUUAUACUGCUUCAACCUUGUGCAGGUCCUUAAAAGUCCUGUGUUAAUUUGUAAAUUAUUAUUAUUAUUAUUAUUUUUUUUUUGGCUUUAUAGAUAAAAAUUAAAAAGUAUCAAAGGAUUGAUCAUUUCACAAGAAGCUACAUGAAAAUCAGUUCUAGUUUUAGACUCAAAAGUGCGCUACAUGCAACUAUAAUGUUCUGGUAGAUUAGACGUUACAAGAUAGUUUUAAUACAGGCACAUGCACAGUAAUCCUUCUCUUCAUAACAUUACUUUGNCAUUACUUUGGAAUUGUUGGAAAUCAACACAAAUUCUGGAAAAAUCUUAUAUUUUUAAAGAUUAGAAAAAAAUUAAUGCAUCAUAAUUAUGUAUGCUUAACAUGGAUGUUUACAAUGUAGUUUAAGGUUUCUCUUACGUUGUCUCUCUAAUUCAAAGUACAGUGAGGCAUAUGUCCCUGGGUAUUGGCAACCUGAAAAUGUAUCUGAUUUUAUGCUUCAACACAAAUCCUUAGAUACUAAAGUUACAAUGGAUGCAAUGUUCUAAAAAAGCAUUGAUUAUUAUUUUUCAGUUGUUGAAACUGUAGAAGAGUUUGGAGAACCAGUUGAAAAGGACAGUCGUGCUCCUAGAGGAAACCGACCUGUAUUUGAAUGUUACUGGAAUGGAAGGCUAAUUCCAUACACUUAUAUUGAUGUGUAAGUUUGGAAGUUACAGUACUUGUAAAAACUGGGAAUUGUAAAAUCAUGCUGAUCUCUUUAUUAUUCUUUUGUGUCAGACUUGAAUGGUGUCAGCCCCCAAAGAAGAUAACUAUUCCAAUGGAGUGUUACAACAGGUAUCUAAAAAAAUAAAGCAUGUCAGGGUUGUCAUUAAGAGCUGGGGGCCGGGGAUUUUCCCCGGCUACUUAUAGAGUGGUCCCCGGCGACUUUUAUUGGAAAAUAGAAGAAAAAUAGAACCAAAAGAAAUCCCUAGCCAUUUGAUUCCCCACCUACUUGUUGUAUUUACCCGGCAACUUGAAAUCUUAGUGACAACCCUGCAUGUGCUCCUUAGUACAUGUAAAAUGCAGUCAAAUGCAAUUCAUACUUAAUGGGGUUAACAACAAGGAGCACUUGUUUCAACCUGCUGGCCAGUGGUGUGUGCGAGAUGCACAUGUACCAAGAUCCAUCAUGCUCUGGGACCUGUGUGCAUCUUAGUGUUGUCUAGUGCAUUUUAGGGUUCAGCCAUUUUGGUGUGUUCGGCAACUUUUACAAUGUAGCGUGCUUUAUUCAGCGUGGGCGUAUCACAAAUGUUGUGACUCAGUUUAUAAGUGGUUUCUUCCCUCCCCUUUUCCACUGAUGUUCUCAGUGUGACGGGUGUCUGCUUUCUUCCCUGCCACGUGGGGGCUCUUGGCCGGGUUGCCAGGAUUUCCCAGCCGUGGGAAGCUGGCUGCCAAAAGUGGAAGCUCCUGGGUAUCACAGGCACCCAACCUCCACUUAGCAAUGCAGUUGUUAACUUUAUUUUGAGGCCCUUGUUAAAACUUCCAGUAGCUGCUUUUCUGUCACAUGUGCACUGUAUGGCCUCAGCAAGAAGCACACAGGCCAUAAAUCUUCAGCCUGUAGAGCAUGGUAGUCUCAACAAGAUCUUACACAAUGAUACCUCUUUGGCAGUAUAG